Messenger RNA from Ictalurus furcatus (blue catfish), 3101 nucleotides. RefSeq names its product protocadherin beta-16-like. The transcript has a single exon. Gene Ontology annotation, molecular function: calcium ion binding. The record is from RefSeq and is a predicted model, not a curated record. Gene Ontology annotation, biological process: homophilic cell-cell adhesion. Lineage: Eukaryota; Metazoa; Chordata; Actinopteri; Siluriformes; Ictaluridae. Bases 611 to 3088 code for a protein of 825 amino acids. Gene Ontology annotation, cellular component: plasma membrane.
UUUCAGCUGAAAAAUUAUCAAAACCUGAAUGUUACUAUUUGUAUCCACUUUACUUCUUUAGAUUUUUUUUUCAUUAAACCUAAGGUCUUUGGUUACCCUAUUAAUGUUAUAUUCCCUUUCUUUCCCCCUUUUUUUCUGUUGAGAAUUUGGUAUACAUUAAGUAAACGCCCUGCUAUUUUUUCCUGCUGUUGUUAUAGUCCUGCUUGCAGUUUACAUUUGUGCUAGUUUGUGCUAAGGAAUAUUUGCACCAAUCUCUGUCUUCGUUUCAAAAAUGUCAUUGCAAGUACAAUACCUGUUAUUGAUACUUCAGAUGCUUGUGUAGUUCGGUAUACUGGACUCUUAGUGCCGCUGUAGGUCAAAGAGUUGCAGACUGCGGAUUUAUUAUUUUUUUCAGAACCACCCCCUUCACUCAGACGCGUACACAGAGAAAGAGAGAUGAACAGAGCACAGCGAGGUAAAAGCAAAAUCGAACUACCAAAAUUACUACCUUUGAUCUUCGUACUUGUUGUCAGUCAGCUGAUGCUUCAGGGACGCCGCAUUUAAUCAUACAUGGUUGGAUUACAUUAUAUUCUUUUUUAUUUUGGAGCAGAAGAAAAUAUCGGACAGAACAAUGGCGCUGCAAGUACUAUUGGUUAUUUGUCUUCUCUUCCUCUCUUCGGUGCACGGACAGGUCAGUUACUCCAUUCCUGAGGAAAUGUCAAAAGGUUCUUUAGUCGGUAACAUUGCUCAAGAUUUGGGCUUAGAUGUAAAAAGACUGAAAUCAGGUAAAGCUCGCAUUUUUACUGGGGACAACACUGAAUACAUCGAGCUGAAUGUAGAAAAGGGAAUGUUGAUUAUCAAAGAGAGAAUAGACCGAGAGACUCUGUGCGGGCAGACGACGCCUUGUGCACUGCAUUUUCAGAUUAUUCUUGAAAAUCCAAUGGAAUUUUACAGUGUUACCGUCGAGGUUCAGGAUGUAAACGACAACUCACCCUUAUUCAAAAGAACGGAAAUGAAUUUCAGAAUUAGUGAGUCAGCUGUAUCUGGGGCAAAAUUUGUUUUAGAAAGAGCAAUGGACCCGGAUGUUGGAUUAAAUAGUCUUCAAAGUUAUUCCCUGAAUCCCACAGACAAUUUUUCUCUGAAACUGCAAAAUCAACUAGAUGGAAGCAAAAUUGUCCAAAUGGUUCUUCACAAACCUCUUGAUCGUGAAAAGCAAGAGCAGUUCUCUUUAGUCCUGAUUGCUGUAGAUGGCGGCGAUCCGCCUUUAUCUGGCACUGCACAGAUACGCAUCACAGUGUUAGAUGCCAAUGACAAUGCGCCUAUUUUUACACAAGAAGUGUAUAAAGCAACCAUUACAGAGAAUUCCCCAAAAGGCACGGUGAUUACGCAAGUGAGCGCCUCAGACGCCGACAAAGGCUCUAAUGGUAAAAUAAGAUAUUCAAUAACAAACACACUCGAAAUUUUCCCCGUAUUGUUUGAAAUUAAUGAGACAAGUGGUGAGGUUAAAGUGUCUGGAAAUCUAGAUUAUGAAAAGUCUCGUCACCAUCAAAUUCACGUGCAAGCAACUGAUGACGGUGGUUUAACCGAUUCGUGUAAAGUUAAUGUAGAUGUUGCCGAUAUAAAUGAUAAUACGCCAGUUAUUAAUAUAAUGUCUAAACUCAAUACCAUAUCUGAAGACUCAAAAUCGGACACUGUUGUGACAAUGAUAAACGUCCAGGACCCAGACUUUGGUGAAAAUGGUGAGGUCCGCUGUUUCCUGAACCCAAAUAUACCAUUUACCCUAAAAUCAACAGCGAGCAAUUUCUUCACUUUGGUGACCGAGAGUAAUUUAGAUCGAGAAACUAUGUCUGAGUAUAACAUCGUCGUGGUGUGCGCUGAUGAAGGAACUCCCUCCCUCUCCAGCAGCGUCACUCUCUCUUUACAGAUAUCGGAUAUCAAUGACAACGCACCUGUCUUUGAGAAGAACUCAUAUGAGGCCUCCAUUUUAGAAAACAAUUCACCAGGCCUCUCCAUAUUCACAGUCAAAGCCAGAGACGCAGACUCGAAACAGAAUGCCCGUGUUUCUUACAUACUGGAGGAGUCUUCGGUUAACGGAGUGCCCAUUUCCUCUUACGUGUCAGUCAGUGCUGAUAGUGGUGUUAUUCAUGCAGUGCGAUCUUUUGAUUACGAGCAAAUUAAACAUUUUAAUUUCCGUGUCAAAGCGCAGGAUGGAGGCAACCCGCCACUCAGUAGAAAUGUAAGUGUAAAAAUUAUUAUUCAGGACCAGAAUGACAACGCACCUCAGAUUCUGUAUCCAGUACAAACUGGUGGCUCUGUGGUGGCGGAAAUGGUGCCUCGUUCAGCAGAUGUGGGCUAUCUUGUCACGAAAGUGGUGGCUGUGGAUGUGGACUCUGGACAGAAUGCCUGGCUCUCAUAUAAACUGCAGAAAGCGACAGACAGGGCGCUGUUUGAAGUGGGCUUACAGGAUGGAGAAAUAAGAACUGUACGCCAAGUCACCGAUAAAGAUGCUGUGAAACAGAAGCUCACUGUUGUAGUGGAGGACAACGGACAGCCCUCUCGUUCAGCUACAGUCAAUGUUAACGUGGCGGUGGCGGACACUUUCCCUGAAGUGCUCUCCGAGUUCAUUGACUUUACGCACGACAAGGAAUACAACGAAAACCUGACAUUUUAUCUAGUCUUGGCAUUGGCUGUAGUUUCUUUUCUCUUCAUCGUGUCCAUCAUAACUAUACUGUCAGUGAAAUGCUACAGAUGGAGACGUGAGCGGAUGUUUUAUAAAUCCGGUGUCAAUCUGCCAGUUAUUCCGUAUUAUCCACCUCUUUACGCAGACGUGGGUGGAACAGGAACUUUACAGCAUAUGUACAAUUAUGAAGCUUACAGAACCACUGACUCUAGAAGAAGUGAUUUGAAAUACGCCGGGACGUCUGAACAGGAUGUCAUUAGUCUGGACAACAACGGAACACAAACACUGACUCAUGCACAGAUGGAGAAACUAGCCAAUUUUGGUGAUCAGGUGAGAUUUCUAAAGUACUUUGGAGUCAGCUCUCAUGAAAUAAUUAUAAUGUCAGUAAAAGUAUCCAAGUUGUCUAAAUGUCUAGUAGUAUUAACUUAAAGUGACCAAAUAU